Manduca sexta (tobacco hornworm) is the source of this 9015-nucleotide messenger RNA. RefSeq lists its product as uncharacterized. NCBI's taxonomy places the organism in Eukaryota, Metazoa, Arthropoda, Insecta, Lepidoptera, Sphingidae. The coding region runs from base 139 to 3279 and encodes 1046 amino acids. The record is from RefSeq and is a predicted model, not a curated record. Gene Ontology annotation, biological process: deadenylation-dependent decapping of nuclear-transcribed mRNA; P-body assembly. Gene Ontology annotation, molecular function: RNA binding. Gene Ontology annotation, cellular component: P-body. The transcript has 17 exons.
UCUUCACUACCACUAUGCCACUAGCUCUUUGUAGGUACGUCACUAUCAAGCACGAAACUGUCAUGGCCGCGGCCGCCAUUGCGACAUAUGUGCGUGACAAGUCAUGUCAUUGGCGUGCAUGAUACAUGAGAAAAUCCAAUGGCAGAUUCUUUCUUCGGGUUCGAUAUUUCUGUAUCGAACUUAAAUGACGAUGAAGGAGGCGGUGAGCCGUCGGAAGACGAGUAUGAUGCUCUCAAUGACGAGACGUUCGGUCAUGGAUCUGACGAGUUCGAUUGGGAGAUGGAGCAUGAGCAGCUUGCCGAGCAGCUUGAAAGCAGCCGCCGGCACAACAGCACGCUCGACGAGACCGCUGAACAACUUGAAGCGUCACUAUCCCAGCUAGUCCUGGACGAGACAGACGCGCCGCAGUCCCGCAUCCUGGGCUCGAGUGUCUGGCGAAAUGAUCUGCCCUUCCCCGCCGCGCCUACGCCGGUGCCAGCACUCAAGAAUGUGUGCACGGUCGAAGAACUCGAGCGGCAGCUGCGACAGAAGCAGAUGCAGCAGUCGCAAUCACAAUCCCAACACCAGCAGAACCAAGCGUACAACGCACAGAACUAUUACCAGCCAAGAUUUCCACCUGUCAUUUUGCAAAGACCACCAGGCUUGCAGGCGCCCGUGCCCUUGCCCUUCGCGCCUCAACAACCCAUGGGCCAUAACAUGAAUCAAAUGGGCCAACCCUUGAACAAGAUGAUGAGUCAGAGCAAUCAAAUGGGACAGACCAACCAGCUAAUGUCCAACCAUGUCGGUCAAGGUAUGAACCAACUGGGCCAAAAUGUGAAUCAGAUGGGUCAAAAUGUUAAUCCACUGGGGCAAACUUUGAACCAGUUUAUGCAGAGUUCGAAUCAGUUUCAAAAUAAUCAAGGCAUUAUGAACAUGUCCCAAAUGCAAAAUGUUCACAUGGGCCAAUCAAACCUGUUGCAAAAUCAAAUGGCUCAGAACGUCGGCCAGAAUAUGACUAUGAAUAUGGGUCAGAAUCAGCUAAGUCAAAACAUGAUGCAAAUGGGCCAAAACACAAACCAAUUGGGUCAAACUAUGAAUCAGAAUAUACCGUUGAAUCAGAAUGUGACAAUGAAUCAGUUGGGCCAAAACAUCCCUUUAGGCCAGAUGGGGCAAAAUAUGGCACAGAUUAACCAGAAUGUGCCGCAUUUGAAUCAAAACAUGCCACAAAUAAAUCAGAGCAUGCCACAAAUGAGUCAGAAUCAGAUGGGUCAAAGUAUGAACCAGAUGGGUCAGAAUAUGAACCAAAUGGGUCAGAAUGUGAACCAAAUGAUGCCCAAUGGCACUCAGUUUGGGCAAAUGAAUCAAUACCCCCAUUCUAUGGGUCAGCCAAGGAUGAUGGCGCCCCCACCCGGAAUAAACAUGCCGCGGCAGAAUUUCAGCCCUAACAUGGGACAGUACAACCCGAACUUUCGACAACCAAUGAAACCGGAACAGCCAAACAUGAUGAUGAACCAGAUGAUGGUGAAAAACCAGCAACCACUCCAAAAAUCUGCGAUAACACAAUCGCCUCAAAACAAAACGGCUCCAGCUAAGAAAGUGGAGAACAAGCCCAAAACGAGGGUGUAUAACAACAGCAAGGGGCUGACGUCACAGAACCUGGUGCAGAUCAUACAGAACACGCAUCCGAUACUCCAGAUGAACAAUAGUUAUCACAACGCUAGCCAUCACCCCAUGCUGAACCGCGGUAUGUUCAACAACCAGAAUCAUCCAAUGCUGAAUAGACAGAACGGCACUUAUAAUAACUCCAUAAACGGUGACGACGGCGGCAGCGACUCGGACGAGUACGCCGGCCUCAUGACGCAGAGAGAGAAGCAGUGGCUGAUCAACAUACAGAUGCUUCAGCUCAACACGGGCACACCCUAUAUACACGACUUCUAUUACACGGUAUUUCUGGAAAGACAAGCGAGGAAGGAAAAAGAAGGCGUAAAGGAGGCGCACAAGGCGAAUCAACAAAACCAUCCAUUCUACAGUGGAGCGGUGAAACAGGAAGGUCCCACGCAUCGCGAGCGGCACAACUCGCACCGACACAACUCGACGAGCGAGGACGGAGCCACGCCACGUGCGUACGUGCCCACGCAGUUUGAAAACUCUCUUGGGAAACUCCAGUGCGGCAGUGUGACCGCGCCGCGCAAGAUCAUCGACGUGGAGGUGGUGGGUGCCGAGCCGCCGGGCGCGGGCCCGGGCGCCGGCGCCAGCGCGCGCUCCGCUCGCACCUCGCGCGCUCCGAGCCGCGCCUCGCGCGCCAGCACCACCACGCCCGCCGAGGCGCCACGUGAAAUGAAAAGGACGAAGCAACUGUUACUCGACAUAGAAGCUUUGUAUCUGAUACUGCUGCGACUUGAGGAGCUCAACGAUCCGUUGGCGAUCACCAACGCCCUCAUUUUAAAGGAAAGAGAAGAGAAACAGAAGCAACUAGAAGCGGCGCAGAAGGAGGCGGAGAAUAACGAGGAUGAUGACUCGAAUCUGUUCUUGAAGAACAUAGAGUCGGUUCAGAGACGGCCCAAGCAGGACAGUCCCAAGAGCGAGAGCAUAGACAAGAGACAGGUAGUGAACCUAGCGGUGAGUCAGAAACAAGCGCCGGUAAAGAACCUUCUAGACGAGGAUAAAGAAGAACUGGUGAACAAGAUGUUUGCCGGUUUGCUGCAUGGUGACAGGCUGCAGCAGAUGCUCACUGUCAGGAAGGGACGGGCGCUGGUGUGUCGGUUCCUGCGGCGCUGCGGCAGUGCGCACGCGCGCGCGCGGGCGCUGUGGGCGCGGCUGCUGCGCGCGCUGCCCGGCGCCGCGCCCGCGCGCAAGGACCACGCCGGCCUGCACGCGCUCGCGCACCACUACCGCAGCUACAUACAGGCCACCACAGGUUGGUCAGCAAUACAGGAGUCGUGUGCAAUUCUAACGGAAACUCUAGAUCCUGCGCGCACGCCGUACGUACUCACCACUUCGUUUACGCUAAGUGCAGUCUGCGCUCUAGUGGAGAAGGCAUCAGCCCUCGUGAACACUCCAGAGCCCAGCUCGAGCGAAAGACAGUGGUUUAAAUUCCUGAAAACGUUGGCCCGAGCGCUGAAACACACCACACUUCAAGUGGCCAGGCCGAUACAGCCGCUUCCGGAAGCAAAACUGAUUCAGCAUAUAAAACAACUUGAAUCUAGGAGCACCAUAGAGAUACUUCAGAGAGGUAAAACUGCAGACUUCGAAAUAACUAAAGCGGAAGUUAGUGAGCAUCUGGUGAAACAUUUAUGUUGAUAUCCAGCUUGGAAGGCGGUUUGGGACCCCAGCUGACACAGGCCCGUUCCAUAUGUGACCCGCUUGUUCCUUUAUUGACCCAUGAUCGCCGUCGUGGCGUUACGAGACAUCACUUUAUUUCAGGCAGCAUACAUUGACCCGUUAUUGGCUUUUGGACUAACUUGUGGUUUAAAAAAAAUAAGAAAUUGGUCGAUAUAACUGAAGGUGAACUAAUGAAGGUGUUAUUUUUGUUAGAUCUGAUAACAUUUGGUUGUUACGUUGUAACACUUCACGCGUCCCAACGUUUAACAACUGCAUAAUAUUAGUUUCCUAUAGGUACAUAAUAUGUACUGUUUUCCUUGCCAUCUUCCCCAUAGUCUCCUCCAGAUUAGAAUAUCUUAUAAUGGGACGGAUUUAGAAAAACAUCACACCCUUUUAAUAUUAAUGACAGCAUUAAGGCAAAUGUAUGUUUGUCCCUUGUCAUAUCAAGUCUUAUGUUUUAGAAUGGCAGAGACAAAACGUGCUAUACUUAAAAUUCUGAUUAUUAAGGAUGAAAAAGUGUUAUUUUUUAUUUUAGCGAGGUAUUCAACGUAAUGUCCACAUAGUUAGCUCAAAUCAAUGGCCAAUUUAGAAUUUUAUUACUAUGACUUAGCUUCAUGGCUGCCGUUUGACAAUUGAGACGUAAAUCUCAAGAUAUUCCCAACUUGGUCGCUUCCUGUCCUGGGAACACGUGGCUCUAAUUCGUUUAGAGUCCAAACGUCAAGUAUAAAACGUGUUAUUGUAAAUAUUAAGUGCAGAAUAUAAUGUUUUUACCCCGUGUACACAACUAGCGAUUUAAUUUAAUACAAUCGUGGGCAAAACAACUGGCCCACAUGUAAUGUGUACGAUUUUUUUUAUUAAAAUGUAUGAGUAAACAUGGCAUCAUCAGAUAGGCUGAAUAAAAUAUUUGUUGUAUAAGAAUGUAUUAAAAAAAAAAUUGCCUUUGGGUCGGUUAUUUUGCUGGCACGUAUGACGCGAAACAAACACGGGUAUGUUCGAUUUAUUUAUAAUUUGUUAAUUAAUUGAAAUAAAAUAUUUAAAUCAAAAUGUGAAAAGAUGACUUACCCGACUUUGUUUCGCGUCACCGGUUGCUUCCCGAGAUUAGGGUCGUUGGAAAAUGCAUUUUUUUAACGUAGCAAUACCUUGUUAGCGUUCGAUAGAAUUCUUGACCAUGAUUGCGUACUAGCAUAGAUUGUCAUAGAUAACAUGUUAAUGGUCGUUUUGCUGCACUGUAUAUUUUUUCGGACCCGGUGCAGAAAUUAAAAAAAAAAGGAAAAAUGCGUUUUUUUAAAUAACUUUUUUCGGGAAUCGAUAGACGCUUUUUUUAACAACGCUUUAGAUAAAAUCCAUUGAAUUAUGGUAAAAAUAUGUUUUGUAAUCCAUAAAUAAUUCAUGGAGGCGAUCGUAUCGGGGGCUGAGUUUUUUUAUUUUAUUUUUUAUUUUUAGUUUUCGCAUAUGUCUGUGAUGGUACGGUUUUUUUGGAAAUUUCCUUUGAUACAAAAAGUCAGCCCCCGCUUAAUCACAUUUUGAAUAUGUUUUGUAUGUGAUUAUUGUAUAGACAAUGGUUUUAGUUGGUUUAUGGGGCACGUGACUCUAGCUUCAGUGCCGGGUUGCUAAAAUUAUAUGUUAUAAAAAUAAAAAUAAGUAAAAAGUUUUUUCAUAUUUUUUUUUUACAUUUUAAAGCACCUAAUUUUUUUACAUUUAAUUAUAACAAGACAGCUUAAUGAUUUUUUUUCUUAGUUUAUGGAAUUCUCAACAAAUGACAAGAACUAUAAAUACAAUAACUCGCCUACGUGUAUUUAUUAGUUUAAAUUUUGUUUGAAGAGUAGAGGGGUGAGUGUAUGUAUUUAUUAAAAAAAAAAAACAAAUUUCGACACGCACUGAAGUGUAGGGUGUUCGUGUUUGUUGAAUCUGUAGACAAUUGACGCGAUUUAUUAAGUAUAAAAAGUAAAAAAAAAAAACUAAUUCGAAAAAUACAUAUGUAAUCACCUGAUGUAAGGAAAUUUUUAUAGAACAAUUUUAUGAAUUUGAAAUACCAUUGAUGGUUCUUAUUAUUAAGAGUAGUAUCAAUCAGCUCAUGGCUUCAUAUUCUAUAAAAAGUUUGUUACUUAUUCAUAUUACUUAUUUAAAUUCAACUUUAUUAGCUAACUAGAUUAUUCCAUUUAUUUAGGCUAUAUAAGGCCAAUAUGACUUAGAUAUUUGAAGAAAUAUUUGCUAUAACAAUUGAACUUAGUCAACGAUCGAAGAUUUUACUGCCUUUAUAAUAAGUUAAUAAAUGAGCAAUUCCUAUUGAUUACAGAUGAGUUUGGUCGUCUUUAACAAUUGUAUUACAAAAAAAUGUCAUAUCGAAGUGCAAAAUCCUAAAAUACUUUGGCAUUUUUUACAUUUUCACUACUCGUUCACGGUAGAGAAUUCUAAGGCCAAGAUCUAAGCUCACUACAAAGGAAGCUUAAAAGACUACGAAGUUUCGGCCAGAUGACAUAUUGCAACACGAAGUCAAAGCCAGCCUAUUGAGACAGCAUAGACAUUAAUCGCGUAAAUAUUCAAACCGUCAUGAACAUAACAGAUAAAAAAUAAAUAUACUAUCGCAUUCGAGUAGUAGAAAAUGCAUUUUUGGACACUGAAUAUAAAAGUAUUUCAUACAUAGCAGUAAAGGCCGAGCGGUAGCAGGACUGUGUGCAGAAAUGUCAAUUGAAAAAAAAAAAAAAAGAUAUCUCAAUGGAUUAAGGUCGUAGCACACAUAUCCACUCGGAAAGGGAUCAUCGUAUCGCCGUGAAACAGGUGUCAACCUAACGUAACCAUGUAACCAAAACAGAUCAACAGUUCCAGUACGUCGCCUCGGCUUGCCGACUGGUUGACAUGGCUGGCUCCAGGGUCAGAGGCGUAGUCGCGGGAACUGUAGGUUGACCACUGUGGUACGUGAGCUUGCCCCGAGGCGAGGCGAUGUUACUAUUCCAAAAUGUGCUUUGCAGUAGUUGAUAAAAGGAUUACUGCACAGUUCGAGUUGAUACGGUGACGAUUUUCCGAGUUGAUAUGUGUGCUAUGAUCUUCAUCAGUGUGUGUACAAGGUCCCGUCAUCUCCCGUACGGCUGUGAUACCAUAGUGGCUUGCAUAACGACUACGGUGUUAAGUUUCAAUUGUAUUACAUAAUUGUAAUGUAAACGUGCAAUAAUAAGUGUUCAGUGUGAAUAUAUUUCAAUGUUACUAUAUUUUCUUAUACAGAAUGACUGCAAACCUCUAUGACUUGAAAAUGCACAGGUGGUACAUUUCUUGUGAGCGCUUGUCUGUACGCGUACUGCGAAUUCUGUUUACGCAAAUACUUCAGGUUUGUAGGAUAAUGGAUGUUGCUGCCAGUGUUAUUGUUAAUUGUAUAUAAUGGGUAUUUAAAAAAAAAUAAUUAAAUAACGAAAUUGUUUUACGGAAUAUUCCUUUUGUUUUUGUGUCAUCUAUUUUUUUGUAUGUCUUCAUACUUAUAAAACGAAUGUAUUAAGACAAAGAAAAAAAAAAUAGACAAAAUUUCGUAACAAUAUUUCGUAUAAUUAUAAAGUUAUGUAUAUUUAUUGUAUAUUGUUUUUAAUUUACAAAAGAAAAAAAUUAUAAAUGUGUAUAUUUGACUUACGCUAUCUUUGCUCACGUCGCCAUCAUGGUUGGAAGUGGCGAGGUGUGCUUAAAAUAAAGUCAACACAAAUGUCAUUGUCCAUAUUACCCGAUUUCUGCCAUUUUCCCUUUCGUAACUUAUAUAAAAUCUAAUUACCUUUAGAAAGAUUUGCAGUAUUUAUGCAUAUAUGUUGUGUCGGGGGCCACUGGUAGCAAUAGUUAGUUAGUGUGGAUGGUACAUGAACAGAUAUCGCGGUUACUAUCACGCAAUCUUCUAGUCCCGUCAUUCCGUUGUACAGAACAAGGCUGUCCCUGGAAUGUGGCCAUUUACUCGCUGAUUCACUAUUACAAGGUUCUAUGUUAUAUUUUUUUGCACAAAUUGAUUUAUAUAUAUCACAUAGUCUAUGCCUUUAUAAGUAAAAGCUUUCUAUAAGAAUUAAACUAUUUUUCGGAUUUUAUCGCGGUUUUAAUAUUUUAGUUUUCUCUCGACGUUUCGAAGACUGCAGCCUUCGUGGUCACGGGAGUACCUCCCGUAAACUAAAAUAUUAAAACCGCAAUAAUAUCCGAAAAAUAGUUUAAUUUUAAUGUCUAACGUUCGCGUAAACAUAAGAAAGUUUUCUAAUAAUAAACAAGGCGAACACUAUAUUAUAGUUUCCAAUUUAUACUAAAACGAAAAUUUGAAAUCAACUUUUUCUAACCUAAGUAAGAAAUACAUAGGUCUUUGUAAUAGUGAUUGUCAUCUAGUAUAAAAUCCAGGUUAUAUAGAGGUUUGCAGUAAUUUAACCAGAAUAUUUACAUGCAUUGAUUCCUUGUUAAAAUGACGUACCUCAAAGUGACCAAUACUAGAUAUUAGUAACGAUAUUGUUAUAUACAAUGACUGUUUUGGUGUCUUAUUACUGUCAGUGGUGACGUAUACUGGCGGCCAAGAGACUGAUUUCGACAACGAUUAACCGCCAUUUUCAAUAAAUGAUCUCAAGUUUUUUUAUCUCUCUCAGAAAUUGGCCAAUCAGAACAUUUUUAAUGACAUGCUUACAAAUGAGUUAUUGUGAUUGGUUCAUUUUAGGAAUCGGAUUGUGGAUUGAGAUUGAGAUCGUUUAUUGGAAUAGGUUGUUAAAUGCAAACUUAUGUUCAUUUACAUAGGGCUGAUAUUACGAAAAACUGUAUACUGUUAGGGGCUUUUGGUGUUAAGUUUGUACUAAUAUCAUUAUUAUGCAAAAUAAAUAUAAGGUCGAGUUUUAUUUGUCUAAAUUAGUAUCUUCGCCGCCACUCCGUUGCGCACUAACUGACAAAUGCAUUUUCUUCAGUUUGGAUUUUCAGUUAUAUACGAAGCUUGAUGCAUUAAAUAUAUAUUUAAUAAUGGAUGUGGCAUGUUCGUAUGCAUAUGUUGGUGUAUUUGGACAUCUGGGGCCGUGCCGUCGCAGGUCAGGAAUAUUAUUAUCGACAUAAUUAACGAUCGUAAACUCCUAUCGUUGUGAUCAUACCGAAGUUAACUGUAAAGACAAAACUGUAAAUUUAUAUUUAAUUGAUAGUUGUUGCAUCGGUGCUUUAAGAUCAUUAUAUUGUGUCGAUAUUCGUUUCAUUGCGCUCUUAAACGGUCGACGAGUUUUAUAUGAUUGCCAGUGUUCGACUCAAGUAGCGCGCAAUACCACCAUCUCCUUGUAGUAGAUCAGAAAAUGAUUUAAGAUGAAUGGACGCAAUAGCGUGUAAAGAGAAAUAGAAUUAAGUAUAGAUUGAAGUAACAGGUCUCAUUUGGGGGUUAAAUUAAUUAUGAAAUUAUUGCAAGUUUAAAAUCUAUGGGUGGCCGAAAUACAAUAGAUUUUAAAUUUGUAAAGAUGGAUAUAUUUGAUGUAUUAAGAACAUGCCAUAUUCAUGUGAUACAUGGUUUGAUGUGAAAAUAUAUUUUAAAAUGUACCUUUCUGCGAUAUAUUGAAUUUAAUAAAAUAGAGUAACAACAAUGCAAAUAAGAAACUGUAUAGGGCUUUAUCUUAUGGCCAUAAUGUAAUUUGAACACAAUAUGAUGUCAUGGGGAAUAUAAAUAAUAUAACAUUGAAAUUUUAUCACACCCAUGUGUAUUUCAAAUAUAAUUUACAAUGCGUUUAAUAAAGCAAAAAUUAUUGUAAA